Rodentolepis nana is the source of this 582-nucleotide messenger RNA. The record is from the annotation of a GenBank genome assembly. Lineage: Eukaryota; Metazoa; Platyhelminthes; Cestoda; Cyclophyllidea; Hymenolepididae.
AUGCUUUGUUUAACGACAUCAACAACGAAUUGGCUUCGCUUUUGCACACCACGACUCUUAGAGACAGACGCACCGGCGACGAUGAAGAAUACAAUGAAGAGCGUUUGCCUAUUCAAAAUCAUCAUUCCAAUACUCAUGCUCCAUUUCACGUGGUAUGUAGAAAGUCUAAGGUCGGAUAGAGGGGAAUUUAAGAUGCCCCUACAACGUGAAGUUCCACCGAUUACUCCACCUUUGAUGCCUUCUAGACUUUCCAAUCCUCGAACGAGUCUUAAAUCCCUUCGUUUUGGUACGCCAAUUUCUUCAGAGAGGAAGAUCGAGAAGGAUGAAGAAUAUGUUGAUGAAAAUGAGAACGAACCGAUUGGGGUCUUUCCCACCACUCCCCACUUGAAGUCUUUCUCAGAAUUCUCACGUGACAGCGUCGAUAUGGCGACCUCGAGGCCGCUGCGGCGACCGUUCACUCUAGUCACUUCUAAUUUCGAGAACGAUUCGAGGCUAACCGCGCUUCCAACGUUCGCCGAUCUGUGCCCAAAGUCGGUCAAUAACUGCACCGCUUCAACUAAUCUACUUGGUAGGAGCUAUUAA